AUGGGCAAUACGGACAGUACAAUAAAAGAAGAACAGCGUAUUCUUCGUCAUCCACAAACAGGUGAAGCAAGUGAAUUCUAUUGGGCUUGUCGAAAUGGUGAUAUUGAAAAAGUGAAACAACUUCUACUAACUGUUUCAUACGAAGAUUUAAAUCGACUUGAACCGAAUGGAAGUACACCACUUCACGCAGCGUCUUACUCUGGCCAUGUGGAAAUCGUCCGUCUUCUACUACACAAACGUGGUUGCCGACGAGAUCGUUUAAAUCGACAUGGACUGACUGCUUAUGAAGAAGCAUUUUCCGACGACAUUCGUCAGUUAUUUCAUCGUCCUCCUGGAAGAAAUCGAUUUUGUGAUCAAGAUGAUGGUAAAGAAGAUGUUGAGAAAAUGUUUCAAGUAACCGGGAAAGAUGAUGAAGAAGAAGAAGAUGAUGAUUCUGAGGAAUUUUUUGAAGAUAAAUGGCUAGCAGAGCAUGCAACGUCAAAAGAAAUCGAAGAUGCAAAGAAACUUUUAAGUGCAGUAAAACGUCUUGCUCAAUCCAAACUAACACUACUAUUGGCCACUGAUGCCGAUGAAGAUUUUAAACAGAGAAAGCAAAAAGAAGAUCUCAGUGAAAUACUUGAUGAACACGUUACCCACGAACAUCCAGAAUACGAUAAAUGUAGAGCACUGGUUACUAAAGCUUUUGCAGAAAACAAACCAGAGCCUUUGCUUCGAUUGUAUUCAUUGGAAACAGGUUUUUACCGUGCUCUUACCGCUGAUGCUGAUCCUUUGAUUUUGCCAUUAUUUUUAUUAUUAAAGAAAUUGAAACCUCGUUAUUUUCAAGGCGUUUCCUAUCGUGGUUUAAAAAUGACUGCCAAAGAUUUGCGUUCUUACCGAUGGGCACUAAAGAAAAAAGGUGCUAUUCAAACACAAACAUUUUGUUCAACGUCAUUAGAUCGAUCUGUAGCCGAAGGAUUCGCUGGUGCAACCAAUAUGAAUAACGAAGAACAAAGCGUUCUAAUGAUAUUUAACUUUGCGGAGAAAUGUGACACAGCAAUUAAUUUAAACAAAUUAUCCAAUGAACUUCCAUGUCUAUCAGAAUAUGAAAAUGAAAAGGAAGUAUUAGUGCUCCCCGUGACAUUAUUCUAUGUUGCACAUAUUGAAGAAGGAACAAACUACAUAACAAUUUACCUGAAAAAUAUUGCUGUUCGACCAACUAGUCUAUUACGAGCUAUAAAAGUUAUACGCAAAGCUGAACUAGGUGACGAAGAAAGACAAAAUGACGAAUAA
Adineta steineri is the source of this 1269-nucleotide messenger RNA. Lineage: Eukaryota; Metazoa; Rotifera; Eurotatoria; Adinetida; Adinetidae. The record is from the annotation of a GenBank genome assembly.